This is a messenger RNA of Chelmon rostratus (copperband butterflyfish), 1891 nucleotides long. It is a transcript of the gene gpank1, whose product is annotated as G patch domain and ankyrin repeats 1. The transcript is spliced from 4 exons. The record is from RefSeq and is a predicted model, not a curated record. Gene Ontology annotation, molecular function: nucleic acid binding; protein binding; DNA-binding transcription factor activity. Bases 505 to 1611 code for a protein of 368 amino acids. NCBI's taxonomy places the organism in Eukaryota, Metazoa, Chordata, Actinopteri, Chaetodontiformes, Chaetodontidae. Gene Ontology annotation, biological process: regulation of DNA-templated transcription.
UACGAUACUCUGUUUACAAACAGGAAGAAAUGUGACACAGUUAGCUUGAAGCAGCCUCGAAUUAAUGAAGAAAGUAGUCGUCUAGACAAUUUUUGAAGUGACUUGGGUAAUGUUGCCGAAUUGUUAAUCUUAAAUAACAAGCUUUCGUGUGUCUAAAAGGUAAUGCAGAUGGUGACCGAGGCUAAGGCUUGAUAGCGCUGUUGAUCUAGCCCAUUCUUAGCUUAGCUAACUUCUUUGCUAAGGCUACAAAGAAUGGUUGUCAGCUCUUACUGAGAUAGAUAAAUUGCCAACCUGGAAAUUGUAUUUGGUUGAAUAUAAUAUUGUAAACGGUGUUUCAGAAUUAACCAGAAAAAACAGUGUCGACUAUUUGACAGUUAGCUGCAUUAGAAAGAGCUGUACUGCUUGUUUGAAUUAGAGGAUUAGGGCAUUAGGUUUAGUAAUUACUCAGACCGUCAUAACAGUGAACUGGUUAAACUUACAGCUUACCACAACUCCUCACUCCUUAUGGCUGCUUUAGGCUUUACUCCUGCCAGCGGCCAGGAUGUUUUCAGCAUUGAAACACGUGAACAGUCAAGCUUCACAACAAGCAGUGCACUCAGUGGCAAGGAGGCCAGGAAGUUCUACGAAAGUUUAGUGAAUGAUGAUGAAGGGCAAGAUGUGUCAAGAAGUGCUAUUAGCAAGAGAGAGAAUGGCAGAGAGCAACAGAGGAACAGAGAGUCCAGUAGACGAACCAGAAGGAGAGUCAGGCCUGUGGAGAUGCAGCCAGAUCAAACCGACCCUGUGGUGCAAAGAGAGAUUAGUGGUGAACGUGAAGACAACCGAAGACAUGAGACAAGUAACUCAGAAAGGUCCAUGGAGCUCAUGGGGCUGAGGUUGCUGCGCUGUGCCCAUGAGGGGGACAUCUCCAGCCUCAAAGACCUGCUCUCAAAGGGGGUCGACAUCAACUUUCAGGACACUUACUUCUGGACGGCGAUGAUGUGUGCAAGCUGGUCGGGACAAAGAGCAGCGGUGAGGCUGCUGCUGCAACAUGGGGCAGCCUGGGUUGGAGUGGUUGAUACACAGGGCAGGGAUGCCAAAGACCUGGCGCUGGAAGCAGGCCACAAUGAGGUGCUGGAGGAGUUGGAGAGCUAUGGGAAAUGUACACAGAGAAACACACAAUCUGGUAGCAGUGCCACCCAGCCUCAGUGGUGCGAUGUGUGUUGUAACAAGUACAGCAGCAGCCUGUCAUCACAUCUCUCCUCCACUCUACAUCAGUUCAGUUUGCAGCAUCCCCCACCCACCCCUUACUACUGCCUCCCCCCCUCCAGCAACAGCUACAAGAUGAUGGUUCGGUGCGGCUGGAAACCAGGGGCAGGGCUGGGGCCACAGGGUGAGGGGCCUAAACAACCGGUGUCAACUGUCCUGAAGAGAGACCAGAAAGGCCUGGGGUAUGGACAGAUGAAAAGAGCCAAAGUUACCCACUUUCAAGCCAGGGAUCAUGACGCGGUGAAACCACCACGCAAGGAGGAAGACAGGAGAGGAGGAAAAGGACAGAGGAAGGAAGAAAGUAGAAGAAAGGAGCAAAGAGAUAAGAACUGGGAAAGAGAUUUUCGUGCCUCUUUUUAUCUUUGACUCCUGCUCACAGUGACUUUUCUACACACCCGCCCUCCCAAACUCAUCAAGCAUCUCUUAAACAUUAACCAGAUCUGGCACGAAGAUGAGCUGUAACUGUUUUUUCUCUCUUAGUUGUUUUUACUGAGAGCAAUACAUAUAUACCAUGUUACAUCUUACAUCUCUUCUUCAUUUCUCCUUUUAUUCACACAGAGUGAACAGACAGAUAAGAUAAAAAAAAAACAAAAGAAAGGAAGGGGAGAAACAGAAAGAAAAGGAGCAGAGAGACGACAGGGGAGAA